CCGUUAGCGCCUCAGAGUUUUGGCGCUUGACUGGACGACAAUGUCGGUGCAGCGCGUGUGUGUGGCCGACUUUGAGGAACAAGCCAAGAAAAUUCUACCUAAAGCUGUGUACGACUACUACUGCUCAGGAGCUGAUGAGCAAAACACGCUGGCGGACAAUGUCGCUGCCUUUAACAGGUGGCGUCUUGUCCCACGGGUGUUGAGGGACGUGUCCACAGUGGAUCUUUCUGUCUCUCUGCUGGGCCACAGGCUCAACAUGCCGAUCUGCGUUGCAGCCACAGCAAUGCAGAGGAUGGCUCAUCCUGAGGGAGAAACAGCUACAGCAAGAGCAUGCCGGGCAGUGGGGACAGGGAUGAUGCUGAGCUCCUGGGCCACCUCCACUAUAGAGGAAGUGAUGUCAGCCGCACUAGGAGGUGUCAUGUGGCUGCAGCUUUACAUCUAUAAAGACCGAGAGCUCACACUGUCCUUGGUCCGCCGGGCAGAAGAGGCGGGGUACAAGGCCAUCUUUGUUACUGUGGAUACGCCAUAUCUGGGAAGAAGACGGGAUGACAUGCGGAACCGCUUUAAACUGCCCCCACACCUGAGCAUGUCCAACUUCUCAUCCGCCUCCCUGGCUUUCUCUGAGGGAAACUAUGGCAACGACAGUGGUUUGGCUGUGUACGUUGCCAAUGCAAUAGACCCCUCUCUCAGUUGGGAUGACAUCACAUGGAUAAAACAGCACACCUGCCUACCAGUGAUUGUGAAAGGGGUAGUUAAUGGCGAGGAUGCCACCCAGGCUGUGAACUAUGGCGUUGACGGCAUCGUGGUGUCCAAUCACGGAGCUCGACAACUGGAUGGAGUUCCUGCCACGCUGGAUGUGUUGGAGGAGGUGGUGCAGGCAGUGCAGGGCCGCUGUGAUGUCUACAUGGACGGGGGAGUGCGGCGGGGGACAGACGUCCUAAAGGCCUUAGCUCUGGGAGCAAAGGCUGUCUUCAUCGGCCGACCGGUGCUGUGGGGCCUCGCCUGUCAGGGGGAACAAGGAGUCAUAGAGAUGCUGGAACUUCUACAAGAGGAGCUGCGACUGGCUAUGGCACUGUCAGGAAACACUUUCAAUGGGGAGGAACAAGGAAGAAACCUUAAGGAGAAGAGGAGGACCGGCAGUGGGAUCCAUGUCGUGUGUUGUCGUUCUGUAUCGGAGGUCAGCAGGUCCCUAGUAAGAAAGAUGGAGUUCACCUCCAGGAUGUGAAUAAUCUGCUCAAGGAUCCACAAGACAAUCCACUGACGGAUCACCGCUCAUUCAUUUGUCAAAAUAUUUGACUGUUUUGUUUGUAUUCAGACAGUUAAUUGCUACAACUGGAAAUAGCAUAUUGGUUUAUUAAAUUCAAAAUGGCCAUCAAGUAAGUAAAUAAACCGCACUAAUAAACAUAACAAAACAUGCUAAAAAACA
Messenger RNA from Gasterosteus aculeatus aculeatus (three-spined stickleback), 1426 nucleotides. RefSeq names its product hydroxyacid oxidase (glycolate oxidase) 1 (gene hao1). Gene Ontology annotation, molecular function: oxidoreductase activity; FMN binding. The record is from RefSeq and is a predicted model, not a curated record. Lineage: Eukaryota; Metazoa; Chordata; Actinopteri; Perciformes; Gasterosteidae.